This is a messenger RNA of Capsicum annuum, 1446 nucleotides long. RefSeq names its product 1-aminocyclopropane-1-carboxylate oxidase homolog 1. Bases 117 to 1199 code for a protein of 360 amino acids. The transcript has 3 exons. Lineage: Eukaryota; Viridiplantae; Streptophyta; Magnoliopsida; Solanales; Solanaceae. The record is from RefSeq and is a predicted model, not a curated record.
ACUCUAGUUUACAAAAUUCUAGGACAAAGUGAUAUAUAUACACUAAACCUGCAGAACGGAACUAAAAGAGAUAUACAGAGUUGGCCUUGUUGAAAUUUAAGAAGAAAAUUUGUACAAUGGUGAAUUUAGUUAUGGAUUAUGAUACUGAGAAAAAGGCUAUUGAUGAUACAAAAGCUGGUGUUAAGGGACUAGUUGAUGCUGGAAUCGUCGAAAUUCCAAAAAUUUUCAUUAGGCCAGCUCAUGAACUGGCUGAGGAGUUGAACAUGCCCAAAUCAACUCUUCAGAUUCCAGUGAUUGAUCUCAGUGGCAUAGAAGUUGAAGAUCGACGUAAAAAGAUUGUCGAUGAAAUAAGGGAAGCAUGUGAGAAAUGGGGCUUUUUCCAACUGAUAAAUCAUGGAGUUCCUUCAAGUGUUUUGGAUGGAAUGAUUGAUGUAACGCAUAAAUUUCAUGAACAGGAUGUUGAAGUGAAGAAAGAGUACUAUUCCAAUGAUCAAACUAGACGCGUUAGAUAUGAGAGCAAUCUGGACACGUACAAAGUUAAAGGGAGGAGUGCAAGCUGGAAGGAUACAUUAUACAUCCGGGGUCUUGUUUCUGGUCAUAUUGAACCUGAAGAAAUACCACCAGUUUGCAGGAAAACAUCCCUUGAGUACAUAAAUCAUGUCAUAAAACUAGAAGAAAUUCUUCUUGGCUUGCUAUCAGAAUCUCUUGGACUAAAGCCAGACCACUUGAAAGCGGUGGAAUGUGACAAUAGACAAGCGCUGGCAUGCCACUACGCUCCAGCGUGUCCACAACCAGAGCUAACUCUUGGUACCCCUAAGCAUACCGAUGUUUCUUUCCUUACCAUUCUGCUUCAAGAUCGGCAUGGUGGACUCCAAGUCCUGUGUGAUAACCAAUGGGCAGAUGUUACACCGAUUGAACAUGGUUUAGUUGUUAAUAUUGGUGACCUUCUUCAGAUCCUAUCAAAUGACAAGUUUGUAAGUUCAAUUCAUAGAGUUCUGGCAAAAAAUAUUGGACCAAGGAUUUCAGUGGCGUGCUUCUUCCAAGGAGAUUCUACAUCUCAUAAGAUGUUUGGUCCGAUCAAAGAGCUUGUAUCAGAAGAAAAUCCCCCACUAUAUAAAGAAUUCCUUAUAGCUGAUUAUGUCGCUUCGUUUUUCACUAAGCCUCUUGAUAAGACUAGUCUUGAUCUAUUCAGACUGUGAAGAGAGAUCGAACUCCACAUCACCAAGCAGCAGCGCAAAUCACCAUAAACCAUCAGAAAAGACUAUCAUCAUGCAAACAGAACAAUGCCAGAGUUUAUGAUUUUCGCUGUACAAUAAUAAUUUUCUUAUUAAGCUGUUUAUUUUCAAAUAAAGGGAAACAUACUCCCUUAUGUAUCCUUUGUUUUGUGCACCCCUUCCUCCAAUAAUAUGUUUCCCCUUUUAACAAAAUCGAAUCAGUUUCAUAUGA